AUGGAUCGUUCACCAGAGUCGGGUCAAAACUGUCUGAAGCCUGGUGCAAUGCGUUGGAUGCAGAUAGCGGCUAUAAGAAAGAUUUGUGACCUUACGGGGAUGAGGUCAGUCACUAUAGAAUCGUUUGGAGAGACACGCGAUGAACGGCGAAUAGUUCUAAUACGAAUCACGAAUGGUAACGGAAUGCGCUUGGAACUGUUAAACCUCGGCGCAACUGUUCGAUCCAUCGUCGUUCCCGACAGAGAAGGUGUGAUGACGGAUGUUGCACUAGGAUUCGAUUGUGUGAAAGCCUAUGAAGCCGAUCCGCUAUUCAUUGGAUCUACGUUAGGGAGAGUGGCCGGAAGAAUCCGCAGUGCACGUUACGCUAUUGACAGUCGAGAGUAUUUCUUGGCGCAGAACGAUUACCCACAUCACCGUAAUGGUGGUGUGAAGAGUCCACUGAGCAAGAAAGUUUGGAACUACACUUUACUGGAAGAAGGGAAUGGAGUCGUGUUUACCGUUAGAUCACACGAUGGUGAAGAAGGAUAUCCGGGCAAUGUGAAUAUUCAAGUCUCCUAUGUACUAACCAAUCACAACGAGAUUCUUGUCCAGUUUUCUGCGAAUACGGACAAGUCGACAUUAAUGAAUCUAUCCAGCAAUUUUUACCUGAAUUUGGAUGGAGAGGGUUGCACGCUGGAUAAUCACGAGCUACAGGUCACUGCCACCUCAUACUUGGAGACGGAACAGGAUGGUACAGUAACAGGCGAGAUAAUCGAUUUGCCAUCGACUUCACGUGAUCCACAACCAAUAUGUCAGGGCUUUUUGGACAAAUUUAACCACAUUUAUUGCUUCGACCCAGUGCAAACAAAAUCUGCGAAGAAAUUCAGGCAUAUGAUGAGGAUAUUCUCGAAUAAAUCCGGUAUAGAUCUCAAUGUGACGUCAACUUUAAGCUGCUUACGAUUCGACACCGGUUCGGAACUAGACACAUGUGUGGGUAAGCAGGGAAAGACAUAUAGACAAAACUCAGCGUUUGUUGUUGGUUGUCGAGGAUUUGAAGACGCUUGUAAUCAGAGCCAUUUCCCACCGAUAUCACUGCGACCGGAUCAGCUUUAUCAACACAUCACCAUUUAUCGAUUUUCACUGGUAGAAUAA
Necator americanus (New World hookworm) is the source of this 1131-nucleotide messenger RNA. RefSeq lists its product as uncharacterized. Lineage: Eukaryota; Metazoa; Nematoda; Chromadorea; Rhabditida; Ancylostomatidae. The coding region runs from base 1 to 1131 and encodes 376 amino acids. Gene Ontology annotation, molecular function: carbohydrate binding; aldose 1-epimerase activity. Gene Ontology annotation, biological process: beta-D-galactose catabolic process via UDP-galactose, Leloir pathway; glucose metabolic process. The record is from RefSeq and is a predicted model, not a curated record. The transcript has 11 exons.